This is a messenger RNA of Phasianus colchicus (ring-necked pheasant), 5124 nucleotides long. RefSeq names its product autophagy related 14 (gene ATG14). Gene Ontology annotation, molecular function: protein-membrane adaptor activity; phosphatidylinositol 3-kinase regulator activity. Gene Ontology annotation, cellular component: extrinsic component of phagophore assembly site membrane; extrinsic component of omegasome membrane; phosphatidylinositol 3-kinase complex, class III. The record is from RefSeq and is a predicted model, not a curated record. Gene Ontology annotation, biological process: mitophagy; autophagosome membrane docking; cellular response to starvation. NCBI's taxonomy places the organism in Eukaryota, Metazoa, Chordata, Aves, Galliformes, Phasianidae.
AUGCCCCGGGCCGACAACAAAGUCCCACGUGACCGGCGGCGCGCCGAGCCCAUCAUGGCGUCUCCCAGCGGCAGCCGGCCGCAGCCCGGCGGGCAGGGCGGGGGCGGCGGCAUCGGGACCGGAGCGGGGGUUCUGCGAGGCGCCGAAGAAGACGCCGAGGGGUUGUACGUGGCGGUGGAGCGCUGCCCGCUUUGUAACACCACACGCCGCCGCCUCACCUGCGCCAAGUGCGUGCAGGGCGGGGACUUCGUCUUCUUCGACGGCCGCGACUCCGAAAGGUUUUCAGACAAGAAAGAAAGGCUGAUGCAUCUUAAGACCAAACAGAGAGAAUUCCAAAAACAUGUUUUGAAGGCCAUGGAAGGCAAAGAGAUAACUGAUCAGCUGAGAUGGAAAAUAAUGUCUUGCAAGAUGAGGAUCGAACAGCUGAAGCAGACCAUUUGCAAGGAGAAUGAUGAAAUGACAAGACAUGCAGAGGGGCUUCUGAGAAUUAAAGAGGAGAACCAGAAGCAUUAUCGCAGGGCUCAGAGGCAUCAGGAGAAGAAGGAGAAGAUCCAGAGGCACAACCGCAAACUGGGGGACUUGGUCGAGAAAAAAACCUACGACUUGAAAACCCAGCAUGAACACCUGGCAAACCUGCGCCGGACGCAUAUCCUGGAGCUGACAUCAGUCAUAUUUCCCAUUGAAGAAGUAAAAACAAGCGUGAGGGAUCCUGCAGAUGUGUCUUCUGAGAGCGACAAUGCUAUGACCUCCAGCACUGUGAGCAAGCUUGCAGAAGCCAGGAGAACCACGUAUCUCUCUGGGAGGUGGGUGUGUGAUGACCACAAUGGGGACACCAGCAUCAGCAUCACGGGGCCUUGGAUAACCCUUCCUAAUAACGGAGACUACUCAGCAUAUUACAACUGGGUUGAGGAGAAGAAGACUACACAAGGACCAGAUAUGGAGCAUAAUAACCCUGCUCAUACCAUCAGUGCUGCAUUGUGCUAUGCAACCCAGCUCGUUAACACUUUGUCUCUCAUACUUGAUGUAAAUCUUCCCAAGAAGCUCUGCAACAGUGAGUUCUGCGGGGAGAAUCUCAGCAGGCACAGGUUCACAAGAGCAGUGAAGAAGCUGAAUGCUAAUAUCCUUCACCUCUGCUUCUCUCAGCAUGUCAAUUUAGAUCUGUUGCACCCACUGCAUACACUCAGGAACCUCAUGUACCUGGUCAGCCCAGACACUGAGAACUUGGGCAGGUCUGGCCCUUUUGAAAUCAGUGCUGACCUGGAAGACUCCAUGGAGUUUGUGGAUCCCAGUGCCACUGGUGAGACAGAUGAAAGCGGAGAUGAGCACGUCAGCGACGAAGAGACGGAUCUGGGGACAGACUGGGAGAAUCUGCCGAGCCCCAGGUUCUGUGAUAUCCCUUCCCAGCAGGUGGAGAUGCUGCAGAGCCAGAGCACGCAGGUGUCACAGCCCAUUGCCAGCAGCAGUGCUGGUGGGAUGAUCUCCUCUGCUGCUGCCUCAGUGACCUCAUGGUUUAAGGCGUACACCGGACAUCGCUAACGAGCAUGGGAAAAGGAUCACAGGAUUUUGGAAGGAAUCCCUCCCCAGCAAUGCUGUAGUCAACCUUACAUAUUCAGUUAAGUAGUGCCUGGAACAAAGAAAAGGUCAGACUUCAAUUUUGUAAACCAGAAGAACCUUUUUAUUGACCCAAGAUGACUGUGAUGGUACCGUUUUGUAAAUUAGCUAGCUACGUAAUUCUGACGGAUUCUGUGAUGGCACUUUGUGUCUUGGUUCUGUCUGCAUUGUUGGAUAUCAAAGGAGGACCCAGCGGCCUCCAGCUCUGUUUCCUAAAGAAGAAACAGAUUCUGUAGUGUUUGGAUCCAAACGAGUACAGAGGGAAGGCUGCUCAGUAUUCAGUCUGGACGGUGGUGCAAAUGCAAUUCACGUGUUCUUAACUCCUUACAGGGUUUAUGUUCGUGUUUUAAAUCUGUCUUGCAUAAUGGAAAAAUGCGUAUUUCUAGAUUUUCUUUUUUCAUUCAGGACAUGACAAUUAUGCAUUUUUAACAUGUUUUCUAAUCUCUGUUGCCAUAUUUUUUUAAUAUGGAGAAUCAGCAUGGACAAGAAUUCACACAGCAGGUCGCUCUUAUUUCAGGUUUGGUUGUGGAUCUUGACCCAGUUUUGCUGUAGGAAACUGGCUUGCUCCAUGCUGCUUCCACCAGUAGGCAGUCUCCAAGUACCAUGUUGUGCUCUCCAGGCACGAUGCUCUUUACUCUUGAUACCACACACCAAAGAAACACUGGAUGUUCUUCUUGGCUAGACCCACAUCUGACACCGUUGUUGCAAUAAGACUCAUCAGUUACACCAUGUUGCCACUUUUAAUACUAGAAAAACCUCAUUUCAAACUAGCUUCAUGAAGCCCCAUGUUCUACAUGCUACGCGCAUUUUAAACCCUGUUCCAUUUUGUGUUGCUGGUGGGUUUUUCUUUCUGUUCUUGUUUGCUGAUUGUCAAGGAGCUGAUUUCAUCUCACUGCAGUGCUGCUCCCAGGGCAGCUGGCGUGCUCACAGAACCACAGGAGGUGUGAUGCUGACAGGGGUUUGCUAACAAGUGCUCCUCCACUUCCUGUGCCUCGUGGGAUGCAUCGCUUAAAGAUGGUUUUGCUCAGUGAGGCUUCCAUUGUAUGGUUUACAUUUCAUGCAGCUGGGAUGUUGUACUUCUUCAUGGGCAUUUGUGUGAAAUCAUCCUCCCAUCCCUCUCAGAUGGAAGAUUUCAGUCUUCCCUGUUGAAGCAGCUGGGUAUGCAAGUGAUGCACACAGAGGUGAGGCACAUAGAGGCAGCAUCCUUGUGCACAGCAGAAAGGCAGCACCAGACCUGCUGAGCUCUGUGCCCAGUAGUACAGCCCAGCUCUGUCUUACACAGCAGCUCUUGGUCUUUGGGAUGGGAAUCUGUUUGGGGUUUCUUUGAACCAAAGACCCUUAACUCUGCACUAACAGCCUGUACACUGUUCUACGAAGACAUCCUUGGUCCUAAACCCAAGUUAGGUUCAUUCUGGGAAGCAGUUAAACAAACAGCGUAGACCCCCUUGACUACUGCAGUCUUGGCCCCACUGCCUACUUACCCCUUAGAAGCUGUUGGUGUCUGAGCAGCCAGCACCCACCAAUGCCCUACGCUGGGCUUUUAGCAUCACACAGCCCAUCUUGCUUCCCUAUAUUUUUACUACACAUUUCAAUCUCUCUCAUUGCUGCCUUUGUGUUACGUAGAGCCCUAAUGGCCAGGCCACGGUUCUGUUUGGAUGCUGCCAUUUAUGGAUUCUGGGGUGAAAAAGCCACCACCACACCACCUUCUGAAGCCAUAUUCGUAUUUUGACCAUGGUGUUUGCCAAAUAAUUUCUUUGCAACCAUGCCACAGAGUGCACGGUGGUGCUGUGAGGGUGUUAAUGCAUCGAGACUCGUCCUUUCAAGGAACAAUUUUGUAACAGAAUAGUGUUGUUUUUAAAGUCUUUUGCACAUGGGUAGCUAAAGGAGAGUUACACGUGUCCGAACCUCGUGUGCAAUCGGUGGGAUUGAUUUUCCAAGUUGUUUGGGGGUGAGGGAGGGAAGGAAGCACUGUCUGCUCAUUGGAGGUUUCUGUAGGCAGCCAGCUGAGUUUGCAGGACAGUUGGUGUGGGAUGUGGGCAGCAGUUCCAGCUCAGGCUGAUCCCUGCAGCUGGGUUUGGCCAUUGUGACUUCCCAAUGAGAUGGAAUUAAAUACGAUUUUUUUUUUCUUUUCUAAGUUUUAUUGUAUUACUGCAAUAAAUCUUUAACAGUAAUUUUUUUUUUUUUUUAAGUGGUAGAAUUGUCACUUCUUCGUGGUUUGAAAUGCUCUGGGGGUUACACAAUUUCCAGCCUUCGAAGCAUCACAGGCACCAGCCCUGCUACAGUGCAACAGUAAAAUAUGCAGCAGUAAGGUAAAAAAAAAAAAAGAAUACAUUUGCUUUAAACAGUGGCAUCUCCAUUGAGGCACACCUCUCUCUAUGCAUGGGAUUCAUCAGUUUACAUGCAAGCUUGGAGCUUGUUGUUGUCUUCUCAUUUUUCUCCACCCUCAAAGUGGCCUCGGUCAGUGAAGGUGACCAGAAUCUCACAGCUUGUUCUAAGCAAAAUGACCUCACUGGUUCCUUAUCUAGUUACAAAAUAUUUUCCUCUGCUGCUUCUAUUUCAGCCCAGCAGUGACUUUCCUCACCACCAUCAGCGCCACACAUUUAUCUCCACUUUUCCAGAGUUCUGGGCGGGGGGCAGGAAAGCCCUUUCUUCUCCCUCUUCCUUAAUUGAAAUUAAGGUGUGGCCUUUGAUCCCAACAGCUCUGGCAAGAUUUCAACCACAGGGCAGUCCUGCUCAUCCUGGCCCUGUACCCCAUUAUGAAUCCAAGUCACAAUUGCCCAGGGGAUGCCCUUUCUCCUCCAUCAGCUGCCCCUCCAUGCAGCUUUCUGACCACCUUCCUCCUCGCUGGCACUGCAGAGGGCAGAGCAGCACCCAGGCGUAGCUACAGCAAGAACAGCAGCAGCAUCCCUUACAAAGCUCAGCCCUUACAAAGGGCUCUACAUUUUCUUGCACAAUAAUUCAUCAUAAAUAUAAACCUAACCUUCCACAAAGCCUCCUGCCCAUCCAUUCAUGGCCACUGCUGGCCCAGGGAUGGCCCUGUCAGCUCUGAGAUGCUGCUGGUCUGGCUGCAGUGCUGCCUUGUCCUAGGCCAGGGUGAGGGAUCAGUGCUAAGGCACCACUGCUGCUCUUCCCUGGGCUCCUCUCUGCAGAGCAGAACAGCCACUGCUGUGGGUUCUGCCCCAGAUUUCAGCCCUCUAAGGCACAGGGACUGCACUGCAAGAAAGCAAAUGCUCCAACAGAUGCCAUCCUCAGCUCCUAUGAAGAGUUCAAGGAAUCACCACCAUUCAUUUGUGCUUCUGACAGCCCUGUGAGCACUGACACACAGCAGAAAGAAGCAGGCAGAGGCUGGAGCAGAGCACUACAAGGAAGGGUUUUUGUUUCAUAGGAUUAUACUGCAAGUCUGAGCUCCACCGCAACACCAAGUUCUCACCUCCUGUUUUACAGCAUUUUUCACAAGACCAAGGCAGCUAAGGCAGAUCUAGAAUGCACGUUUUAUUUAAGUAAAAAAAAAAA